ACUCUAUCAACUUACACCGCACAUACGCACAGCUGGUUUCCACAGAGGAAUAGCAAAAAAGGGGGUAUUUUCCUGGAGAUGCUGGCCGAGACGGAUUUCUUGAGCUGCUCUUCACUAGCUGCUCAGGAGGACAUUGAUAUUCCUAUUUCCUCUAAUGUCAUAAGCAAUGCUCAAAGAGACGUCACCUACAGUUGUGGAUCCUGUGGAUAUGAAUUGAACCUGAACUCUUGCAACCGCAAUACUACAAUCAUUGGAUCAAAAUAUGGGAAAACUAUGAGGAGAGGGGUUCUCUCAUUUUUAUGCAUAGACGAGAGCAGAUUUACUCAGAUAAGUAAACUUAGAUGCUCACCUUAUUUUAGGUCAAAAAACUCGUGGGGUUUCUUUCAACGACGCACUAAACUAUUGUGUCGAAAAUGCAGAAGUUAUAUUGGUAUUGCUUAUAUAGAGAAUAGUAAUACAUGCGAUGCCUCUCUACCUGGGAUUAUCAACGUCAAGUCAGAUGCAACAACACCUAAUUGGGACGGGUUGUCAGCUUGUAGAACUAAUUACGACAUCAAAAUAUGUGCGUUAAGGCCAUCUGUUGAGUCCGUUGCUUUUGUUUGAAGGAAAUCAUUAGACACCAGUAAAGUAAGAAAUGCUCCUUCUUGUAUCACACGUAUCCAAGAGUCAAUAUGUAUACGUGCCUACCUCAAGUUGAAGAACUCAUUGUAUAUUUUGAAGGAAGUCGCUAACUGCUGCCACCACCAAGUCCACAUUUAUCACCGGUGCCUAAGAAAAAUAGAGUCAGAUAUGUGCCUUAGGAACACUUGUCGAAGAAUCUGUUGUUAAAGGUAGUCGUCGUGCAACCAAAAAGGAAUGCUUGUUGUUGUGACCAAUCUCAUAGGAAAAGGACGACAGAGUCACUCUACUCUUAUACUUCUGGUUCUUCCUUAUGUAUGAUGAUUGAUAAAGCUUGUAGGUUGUAGCUCAAAAUGUAACUAAGAGUGUUUGUUCAAAAGUGUUGUAGAAGCUUCAAAUGUCGUUGAAUUUAUAAUGCAAAAGUAAAAGAAAAUAAUGGAAGCGGAGGCACGAGGAAACUCGUCUUGGGGUAAAGGACUUGGUGAUUGCAGUCUCCUAUAAUUAAAAAUCACAAGUAACGGUUUUUUUUUUUCUCCCAGUAACUUGUAUGGUCUUCAUGAACCGGUACUCUGAGGUUCUAAUUGAUCAUGGUGAUCGAGUACUUGGCCUGACAAA
This is a messenger RNA of Lycium barbarum (goji berry), 1233 nucleotides long. RefSeq lists its product as uncharacterized. Bases 79 to 603 code for a protein of 174 amino acids. NCBI's taxonomy places the organism in Eukaryota, Viridiplantae, Streptophyta, Magnoliopsida, Solanales, Solanaceae. The record is from RefSeq and is a predicted model, not a curated record. The transcript has 2 exons.